ACAAGAAUUUGGAACAUAAAAUCCAGUCAAUUCUUAAUCUUCGAAGAGGUUGUAACUAUCUUAAAUAACCGCUUUAUUUUUGGCGCGAAGUUGUUUUAUAGUUAUGUUUAAGGAAAAAUAUUAAAAAGUAGUGAUCUAUAUCUAUAAAUUACACACGAUUAUUGAAAGAAGAUUAAUUCGUAUUAUCUAUUUUAUUAUUAAUAUAAUAUGGAAGAUCCAGUUACUGCACGUUUAAAGAAUUUGGUGGUCAGCAGUAAUGAAGCUUUGGAAUUUAAAUUAGUACGUUCUGUUGAAGAUUUAGAAAAUGAUCAAAAUACAUUUAAACCAGAAAUGUCCCAUCAAGUAUUUGGAGAUAGUGAAUCUAUAUUUGGUUACCGGGAUCUCAGAGUAAAGUUAUAUUACUCAGCAGGUUGUUUAGAAACAUAUUUAAGUAUGAGUUAUUCAGAAAAAAUAAGUAAAGUACUUUAUGAGGGUGUCAAAGCUGACGAAGUAUUGCCUAACAUUGCCGAGAAAUUAGCUCCACAAAUACAUACCAACAUAGAUGCAUUUAUUGAAUCUUUAAAGAAAGAUGAUAUAUUUAAACCUCAUGGUGAACUGCUACAUUCAUUUUCUAUCAGUGAUGAAAAUUGUACAAGAAAAUUUGAAGUUUAUAAAGCAGACAUGACUUAUAACGGUUUUAAAGAAUAUCAUCAACGUCUCCGUACAUUUGUAUUAUGGUACAUAGAUGCUGCCAAUUUUAUAGACAUUGAUGACGAGCGGUGGCAUUAUUUUAGUAUGUUUGAGAAAUAUCUAACAGCAGAUGGUACUGCUCGCUAUGCAACUACUGGUUUUGCUACUGUAUAUCAAUACUAUGCAUACCCACAUCAUAUUAGACCUCGUAUAGCUCAAGUUUUAAUAUUACCACCAUUUCAAAAUAUAGGUCUUGGUACACGUUUGUUACAUGCUAUUUACUGCGAAUAUACUGGAAGAAAUCAAGUCAAAGACAUAACAGUUGAGAACCCUUCCGCGACGUUUCAACGGUUAAGAGAUUAUGUGGAUGCAAUGAAUUGCAGUAAAUUAUCUAGUUUUUCACCAGAAUGUCUACUUCAAGGUUUUAGUAAAACGAUGGGUGAAGAGGCUAAAGAAAAAUUCAAGAUUACUAACAAACAAGCUCGCAGAGUAUACGAAAUUUUAAGAUUACGGGCAACAGAUUUAGCAAACGAGCAAGAAUAUCGUAGAUAUAGAUUAGAUGUAAAAAGGAGAUUGAAUAUUCCAUACAGACGCGAACAAAAUGAUUUGUUAAAAUUGGAAUGUGCGUUGAAAAACAUUGAUAAUCGUACGAACAUCACUCUACCUACAUUGGAACAACGUAUACAAACUCUUGACCAAGAAUACAAAAGUUUAGAAGAAGAAUAUAAGAAAGUAAUUAAACGUUUAGAAAAUGCGGGAGAACUUUGAAAUUUUAUAUUUUUUCUAUUUUUUAUUUUUAUUAAGCUACCUGUGUAUGAAACGAUUGAUACUGCUUGAAUAUGAAUUAUCAAAGAAAAUCUUUUUUUAUUGACUCAAUAAAAUUUUUUUUUAUUAA
Bombus impatiens (common eastern bumble bee) is the source of this 1564-nucleotide messenger RNA. RefSeq names its product histone acetyltransferase type B catalytic subunit (gene Hat1). Bases 208 to 1437 code for a protein of 409 amino acids. The transcript has 7 exons. Gene Ontology annotation, cellular component: nucleus. The record is from RefSeq and is a predicted model, not a curated record. Lineage: Eukaryota; Metazoa; Arthropoda; Insecta; Hymenoptera; Apidae. Gene Ontology annotation, biological process: subtelomeric heterochromatin formation. Gene Ontology annotation, molecular function: histone H4 acetyltransferase activity; histone binding.